Messenger RNA from Cyprinus carpio (common carp), 5257 nucleotides. RefSeq names its product protein Aster-A-like. The transcript has 23 exons. Lineage: Eukaryota; Metazoa; Chordata; Actinopteri; Cypriniformes; Cyprinidae. The record is from RefSeq and is a predicted model, not a curated record. Gene Ontology annotation, biological process: intracellular sterol transport. Gene Ontology annotation, molecular function: sterol transfer activity; sterol binding. Gene Ontology annotation, cellular component: plasma membrane; endoplasmic reticulum-plasma membrane contact site; endoplasmic reticulum membrane. Bases 853 to 3570 code for a protein of 905 amino acids.
CCAUUCAGUGCCAGCAGACGGACAGCAACACAACCCUGGAAUCUCUCUGCUACUCCAACACAACUCAGAAUCAGACGACUCACUGGCACGAGAGAGAGAGAGCACGUGCUGAAACCCCGUCAAAACCAAAUUAAGAGCCCUCUGAAAGCAAGGUGACCCUAUUCUUGGUGAGAAACGGGCAAGAAAAUAUCCAUUCCAAAUGCAUCUCUCAUUGCUUGAUAGAAUAAUGAUUAUUAAAAGCGUUCAAACAAGCAUUCAAGCAAUAUGAUCUUAUCAUGCCUGAUGUACAAAUCGUGAUGACGAGGCAGAUUGUAAAACUGCAUUUUUUGUGAACCGCUUGUUGAAGAAAAGGGGGCAGAGACUUUUUUGAAGGACGACUUCAGUUGCAACAGAGAAACAGGAAGAAGAUGGAUUUGACAUUUGCAAGCAAAUUCGACUGCUCAAAUGCUCAAUUUUUCUUUCCUCUAAAAAUGACCUGCACAAGAGAUGGCUGCACACUUUCAUGUAUAUUAUAUUUCAGUGAUGGCUCCACCCAAUUUUUGAGUUCCUGCUGCAGGAGUUUAUGCCGUAUAUAUGCUGUACAGCUGUGAAGGAACUUGAACUGCUGACUUCUUUCUUCAUGACAGUGAGUUGUAAUGGAUGCAGACCUGUCUAAAUGUCAUCAGAUUGUAUUUCCAUAAUGGAAUAUUUAUUUUGGGCUCUAGAGGAAUUUCUAGACCACUAGAGAGUAGGAAAUAUCUGGCAUUUCUUAAUGAAUGAUUGUGCGUGAAGAAACUUGUCCUCAAUUAAACUGUCAGCCUUAGACAAUCAUGAUGCAGAAAGUUGUAGGUAAUAUAUGAAAGUCUGCAGAAGAUGGCUGUGACACCACCUCCUGAAAUCACCAUAGCUGAGCCCAUUUCCAUUCCAAUCCUGAAUGUUCUCCCACCAUCGUCUGAUACGGAGUCGUGGUCCUGCUCCCCAAGCCCACGGCCACACCGGUACCACUCUCGCAGCCGAAACCGAGAGAAGAGAAGAGCCAAAGUGCCUCAAGAGGACAUAUCAAAGAAUCGUUGGGAUAAAGGGCAAGGAAAACGAGAUGGAAGCCAAAGCCCAUCACGUGCAUCUCCAUCGCCUCCGAUGGUUUCUAAUGUAGAAGAGGAAGAGCAGGGCAGCCCCUCCGUGUUUCUCCUACCCCCAUCCCGCUCACGGUCACGGAGCAACUCCCUAAGCAGGCGCUCUCGCUGGUCUCUCCGUAGCCUUCUCAGCAAGGACUCAGAUUGUGACAGCAGCAGUACAGCCAGUAACUCUCCACGCAGUACUCCCGGCAGCUCGCCCUCCCUGCGUCGCCGUGUGCUGGGAGGAAGAGCCAGUGAAGGGGAGACAGGCGGGGACAGAAGCGGAGGGGGUUCAGAGAGCCCCCUGCCUCCCACUCCCUCCUCAUCCACCUCCUCAUACCCGCUUGCGGCCCGACACUUCACCCGUAAUGCCAAGAAAAUGCAGAGCUGGUAUAAUGUUCUGAGCCCUACGUACAAACAGAGGAAUGAAGACUUCCGUAAACUCUUUAAAAAGCUGCCUGAUACAGAGCGUCUCAUAGUGGACUACUCUUGUGCACUGCAGAGGGACAUUCUACUCCAGGGCCGUCUCUACCUGUCUGAGAACUGGCUCUGCUUCUAUAGUAAUAUCUUCCGAUGGGAGACUACGAUAACCAUACUGCUGAAAGAUGUGACCAGUCUGACCAAGGAGAAGACAGCCAAGCUCAUCCCUAACGCCAUCCAGAUAAGCACUGAACAUGAGAAGCACUUCUUCACAUCAUUUGGGGCAAGGGAUCGCAGCUACAUGAUGAUCUUCAGACUUUGGCAGAAUGCACUGAUGGAUAAGACUCUGUCUCCUAAAGAGCUAUGGCACAUCGUUCACCAGUGUUACGGGACUGAGCUGGGGCUCACUAGUGAAGAUGAUGACUACGUCUCCCCUACUGCUGAACAUAUGAAUGGCCUGCUGCCAGGCGAGGAGCCGGUCUCCGUCACUGACCUGCUGGAUCUGGGAUCAGUGCCGGUGGCUCCGGUGGACUCCUCUCCACCCUCAUCUGCCUCAGUUCUUCCCUGCGCUUCAGGAUCUUCACCUCCAUCCUCUUCUUCCUUUUCCUGCCAGCCUGUGGAGGUGCCGUCAAUUCGGACCAGCAUCGAGCCUGAGCCCAGUCCACCCAGCUCCCAGAGCUCACUGCUCCCCACCACAAACACUGGAACUUCCCCAUCCUCAACUACCUUGGAGGAAGGCGGGGACAGCCAAUCGGAAUCGGGCAAUCAGUUGCUUCAGUCUCCUCCCACUGUCCCGCACAGCCUGGGAAACCUCUCCUCACUGGAUAUGACCAAUGAUGAGGACCUCCCAACUGACCCCAGCAAUUCCUCUGACACUCAGGAAGAGAGUGAGGUGGAGUCCUUCUGUGCGGACCUCAGCGGCCGGCUGCAUAUCAACACAGUUGUUCACAUGAGCGUGGACAAGCUCCAUGACCUUCUGUUCUCAGACACUCACUUCAUACAGGACCUCUUCUCACAACGUCACUUCACUGAUCUUUCUGUGCACGAGUGGCAGCAGGACAGCAGCAGUGGGAACAGCAGUAGAGUUCUGAGUUACACUAUCGCCAUCAACAACCCGCUGGGCCCAAAAACUGCUCCUGUGGUAGAAACACAGACUCUCCACAAGAGCAGCACCCGGGGGGAGUGUUACGUGGUGGACUCAGAGGUCAUAACGUCAGGCAUCCCCUACCAGGACUACUUCUACACUGUACACAGAUACUGCCUCACCUCUGUCAACAAGCACAAGAGCCGCCUCAGGGUCUCGUCUGAUAUCUGCUACAGGAAGCAGCCGUGGAGUCUUGUGAAAGCUCUGAUAGAGAAGAACACUUGGAGUGGCAUUGAAGAGUAUUACAGACACAUGGAGAUGGAGGUGUGUAAGCUGGAGACGCUGUUACAGUCGGAGAUUUCUGUAGUGAGCACCGGGGAAGUGCCUUCUGCGGACUCUGCCAAGACGCCACCCGGCCUGCGCAGACGCAAACGCAACUGUCCCAGACGAGCAGGAGAGCGGGACAGAGAAAGAGAGGGAGUGGGAGGAGGAGCCGGGGAACGGGGCGACCGAGGAAUUGGAGGUGAAAGGAGAGAAGCUGGUGCUCAGUAUGUGAAAUUAGGGGAGAGGUGGCGUGGAGCCAGCAACAGCAACAAUAGCAUCUCCACCAUCCUGCUCAUCGUGAGCUUCAUGAUCUGUGUCAGUCUGGUGGUUCUGGUGGCUCUGAACAUGAUGCUGUUCUACAAGCUCUGGGCUCUCGAACGGGCCGCUCACACGCUGGAGACCUGGCACUCGUACUCUUUAACGGACAGUCCUCUGCCGCAGACAGCAGGAGAGUGGGUGCAGAUCCUGCAGCUCCAAAGGCAGUUCCACCAGGCCCAGAUGAACAAAUGGCAGCAGAUCUUGCAAUCUUCUGUCACACUUCUGGAUCAGAUGAAACAGUCUCUGGAGAAGCUCCACAGAGGAAUUAUCACACCAGAGACACUGGUCCCCGUGACGAGGGGCCAAAUCAUGGACGGGAGAUGGUGCUGAACUCAGUGACAUUAACAUUGGGAUUGCUGUGGGUAUAUUUUAUCUUACCCAAGUGUCCCAACAGCAGCUACAGGACUUUAUACUAGCUGUAUGAAACACAUUCAGCUCUUUUAUUAAUCGGAAUAUCAUGAACUCUGGGUCUGAAGCAAUAACACACAUGUACGGGAGCGUCGGUGACUUCAGCUGUGCUGCAUCUUGAGCCGUUUGGUCCUACUGCGUGUCUGAAAAAGCUGAACAUGAGCUUUUAUAAAACUGAAUUUCAUCAUGGACCUGUUAAAGAUUUCAAAGAGGGAAGUGUCUGAAAUCAGCCUCCGAGAGACCUCUCAGCUGAUCAUUUCACAAAUGUUAUUUUAAUGUUUUCAUGGAAGAGAAAUUUCGAUGUUCUCUUCUGUUGUGUUACUGUUUUGCUGAUUUCAGAGCUGUGCUUAUUUAACAGUAUUUAUUUAAUAGACUUGAAUUACAGUCUAACGUCAUUGUGUGUUUCUGCUCAAACCAGGACCAGUGUGGAAAUGGGUGGAACGUGUGGUAUUAAUAUGAAUUCCCAUUUUAGCAAUAAUCAUGUGGAAAAAUUGUUAAGACGAUUAGAAGUUAAUUAUAAAGAAAGAAUGCAAAAAAAAAAAAGUAAAAUGUGGAACUGUUACAUUGGGUUGAGUUCCAGAGUGAAGAUUGUUUUUACACACUGUUACAAUUUUAACCAUUUCUUCUUUCUCCCUAAUAUUUCACUUUUGUUUUAAAUCCCUGUGUAUUUAUGACUUAGUGGUGAAAUGAGCUCUUUUGUGUAGGUGAGGUGUCGAGUUUCACUGGAAUCAAACUUGAACUGUUCAGGGUUACUAUUAGCUUGAACAGCUGAACGUGCACACAGAUGGAAGAACGUUUGGGACCAACCAGAACUCAAGGUCAGGAGGACUAUUGUGAGUUCACACAACACUAGGCCAGUCUCAUACAGAACACGUCUGUGUGUUUCACCUCAAAAUCAAAAGAAAAUAGAAAGAGAUUAGAUUUUUCUUUUUUAUUUUAGUUUUGUUUGCAUUGUGCCAGUUUCAUGGCAGUUAAGCACCCCUCACAAUUUUUAUGUUUUAUUAAUUUUGUCUAUGAUUUUCGCUUAUGUAAUAUUGAAAAUUAUCCUGUGCAGACCAUUAUUAUUUUACAUUAAAAUUAGCAUCAUUUAGAAACUAUAAAACAAAUACUGUCAGGUGGUAUAAAUAAAGUAUAUUAUUUUAUUAUCCUCAAUAAUGGGAAUUGAAAUAAAAAUGUCACAAUGCAGAAAAAAAGUAUUGAUUUUAAUCUAACAUAUGAUAUGCAUGUUCUUUGUGAGAUUCACCAAGAGGCUACGAGUUGGAUUUUAUUUUUAUUUUUUUUUUCAUCAGUUUCAUUUGGACAGUCUGUUACUGAUGUCCCCUGUCAAGCCAUUUCAUUUCUGUCCCUGUAUUUGUGGCCUCACUCUGUCGUGCCCUUCAGCCUCGGUGAUCUCUCCCUCCUCUGAGUGUGUUAUCGGGUCUGUCUGUCGUCUGUCUGUCUGUCUGCGGGCGCUGCUGUGCAAAGCCCUUACUGAGUGAUGAAAGCGUGUGCUAUUUAUUCGGGUCAGGGAGGGAGAGAGUGAAGGUGGGAUGUGUCGUAUAGACACAAUUGUAAAGGCGACUUGUGACAGUCACAAAUGUUUAAUAAAAAAUGGCAAAAAAAUUAAAAA